Molecule: messenger RNA, 1770 nt
Organism: Sesamum indicum (sesame)
Lineage: Eukaryota; Viridiplantae; Streptophyta; Magnoliopsida; Lamiales; Pedaliaceae
Gene: LCR
Product: Galactose oxidase/kelch repeat superfamily protein
Molecular function (GO): protein binding
Source: RefSeq, a predicted model, not a curated record
GGGGUGGGUUGGGGGGGAGAAGUGUAGUUAUGGAGUGAAUGAUGGAAGGGGUGGCCAUGCUAAGGCAACUUAUUGGACAAUUACAAGAGGUUUUGGAACUCUACGGUUCUCCUCCUCCUCAUACGGUUCCUUCCAAUUACUUCAUUCAGUUGCAAGCUCAACCACAGCCCGAGUCGCAGCAGCAUCCCCUCAGAUGGUGCCUUUUCAAUCUUGAAGGACGCUCGUUGGAAGAUAGUUGCUGUAAUAUCAUAAUGACUGCUGGUAAAUCCAAAAAUCUGAAAAUGCUGGAACCUGGUAAACCUCCGCCAACAAAGAAAGCUCGAAAGGAGCGCAAUCAAGGCAAAGCAACUACCACUAUGAACUUGACCGAAAACAUGGAACAGCAUAUCUGGAAGGAAUUUCCAGAAGACCUCUUUGAAGCUGUGAUAGCAAGACUCCCGAUAGCAACAUUCUUCCGUUUCCGUUCAGUUUGCCGGAAGUGGAAUUCAUUGCUGACGUCCCAGAGUUUCUCCCAGCAAUGUGCUGAAGUGAACCAGCAAAAGCAGACUUGGUUUUACACUAUCACUCAUGAAAACAUCAACACAGGAGCAAUGUAUGAUCCGUCGUCGAAGAAAUGGCACCAUCCAACAGUUCCUGCCUUGCCAACAAAACUGAUAGUCUUGCCAGUGGCAUCAGCAGGGGGUCUCAUCUGCUUUCUUGAUAUCGGACACAGAAGCUUCUAUGUCUGUAAUCCUCUGACAAGAUCCUUCAGGGAGUUGCCUGCUAGGUCUGUUAAGGUCUGGUCCCGUGUGGCUGUUGGGAUGACUCUGAACGGGAAGUCUUCCAUCUCUGGGUAUAAGAUCCUUUGGGUUGGUUGCGAGGGGGAAUAUGAAGUCUACGAUUCCAAAAACAACUCUUGGACUCGUCCAGGAAGCAUGCCCUCGAAUAUCAAGCUUCCACUUGCACUAAACUUCAGGUCUCAGGCCGUCUCUGUCGAGGGGACGCUCUAUUUCAUGCGUUCGGACCCAGAUGGGCUUCUGUCCUACGACACGGAAAACGGGAUCUGGAAACAGUUUGCAAUCCCGGGCCCUCCACAUCUAAGUGAUCUCACAUUGGCUGAGUGUGGGGGGCGGAUCAUGCUCGUGGGGCUGCUGACCAAGAAUGCAGCCACAUGCGUCUGCAUAUGGGAGCUGCAAAAGAUGACCCUACUGUGGAAGGAGGUUGACAGAAUGCCAAACAUAUGGUGCUUGGAAUUUUACGGAAAGCACGUCAGGAUGACUUGUCUGGGCAACAAAGGCUUGCUCAUGCUGUCACUGAGAUCAAGACAGAUGAAUCGGCUCGUUACAUACGACUUAUCAAGCAGGGAGUGGCUUAAGGUCCCUGGUUGUGUUCUUCCACGUGGGAGAAAGAGACAAUGGAUUGCAUGUGGCACUGCAUUUCACCCUUGUUUGACGGCGCUGGCUUAGUUUUGCCUUGACUCAAAGUCCGCACAGCAUGUCGAUGUUAACAGUAUGUAAUCUCAGAUGGCUGCAAUUGAGCUCUCCACAGCUCGAUUUUGCUUUCGAAUGAUGAAGACCACCUCGGAGCAGGCGAAAACGGUACCUUUUCUUUUCUCUUGUAUAACCAUCAAACAUUGAAUUUGUGAUCCGGGGAACAAUUUGUAUGGCUUCGUGUUUUCAGUUAGCUGGCUUGUGAAGGAUAUCCAAAGCUCUAAUCUCCAUUCAAAUAAUCACUGUACAUUCCUUUUCAUUAAGGAUAUUCCUCGUACUAUCUGCCAUUUUCUAAUGUUCA